Messenger RNA from Aspergillus sclerotioniger CBS 115572, 993 nucleotides. RefSeq lists its product as uncharacterized. Bases 241 to 930 code for a protein of 229 amino acids. The record is from RefSeq and is a predicted model, not a curated record. The transcript has 2 exons. NCBI's taxonomy places the organism in Eukaryota, Fungi, Ascomycota, Eurotiomycetes, Eurotiales, Aspergillaceae.
CGCCUCGUGGCAUCCGUCGUAAUCAGCGUGUCACUAUCCAAUCAACUAUACCAAGUGAGCAGAUCACGAUAUAGUAGAGCGCUAAAACGCGGCUGGCAUGUCUGCCCGUGUGGCAUCUAUACUCUGUUGUGGACCCUUUCACAGCGUAGUGGACAUAUAUAUACCCGGUGAUCCAUAUGUACAUAGACCCCUUGCCUCCCUUCAGUGAACUGAAGAUAAUCCUUUGAUGAGACCAGCAUAAUGGCACGUUGUUCUUUUCAUCAGGGGAUGUACUACUAUACCCCGGAAUAUAUUUCCUAUGCACAACAACAUAUACAACUCCACCAACACAGUAUACUUCCGCAUCCACAUCCACAUCCACAUCAACAACCACCACCACUACAAAUCAAACCAACAAUACACCCACAAAUGAGGUAUCAUUACACAGAUCAACAUCACCACCAUUACCACCACCCAAGCACACAACAAACCCAACCCCAACCCCAAUCCCACUCACAAAAGAACACCCCCCACCAAAUAACUAUGACCCACCACCUCAAAAUCAAAACCCGAGUUCUAGAAAAUACCCUCCACCAACGACGCUACGAGCACGCUCUUCUUCGAGAAGGUCUUCGACGGGGAAUUUCUAUCGCAGAGAUAUUGCGGAGGUUGACGUAUAGAAGAGAUGUGUAUUUGGAUGGGAGUGUUGUUUCUCGUGAUGGAUGGGUGGGGAUGGGUGGUGAGGUGAGGGGGUAUAUAUCUCCUUCUGUUGUUGCUGCUGCUGCUGCUGCUGCUGCUGGGGAGAAGGAAGAGUGUAGAGAUGGGGGUAGAUUUGGGCGAAAGAGACGGGUAGAGGUACAGCUAGAUGAUAGUUUUUUGAGACGGGGGUAUAAACGGAGGAGGGUGAGGGAGGGAGAGAAGAAGAGAGAUGGAGUGGUAUGGAUGCAUUAACCCGAUCUUUCUUUAUAUUGUUACACUUGUACUUACGAGACAUGAUACAUACAUACAAACCAG